AUGGCUUCCACCGUUCCUGUCGCUACUGCUCAGCUAAUCGGUACAUUUGUCGAGACCUUUAGCUAUGGAAUUUACAUCGCGAUUUUUCCUCGAUGUAUGGCGAUUUUUUGGAAUCGGUACAAAGGUCGUCAAGGCCAAAUCGGUAGUUCAGUCGCUAUCUAUUUCAUCCUCACGAUGGUACUCUUGCUCUUGGUGAUUACGCUGCACGUCGUUACAAAUCUCACCAGAGCUUUCCAAGCCUUUACGGCCAACAUCACUGUCGGAGGCGCUGCUGAAGUAUACUUCAAGAACGGAAACACCUCCCUCAACAUGUGCAAGGUCGCAUCGAAUGUUACGGUAACGCUUAUUGGCGAUCUCGUCAUGUUGUAUAGGACUUCCAUCAUAUGGAGACAAACGUGGUGGAUUCUGAUUCUCCCUACGUGCUUGUUUUUUUUCAACAUCGCGAUGUCCGCCUGGCAUACCUGGUCCGUGGGUGAAGCACAACCAGGAAGCAGCAUCCUCAAUUCCGCCACAUAUGAGCGCUCGCUAUAUUUCUUUGCCGCCACUUUGGCAUUUAAUUUCGUUUGCACCAUCCUUGUUAUUGUCAAACUGUGGCGUACGCGCCGGGGUUUCAAGUUUGUCGCGGUCAAUAGGCCUCGUUGGCGUUAUUACGGAGUUAGCAGUCACCAGGUGACGAAAAUGUUUGCUAUCAUUCUAGAGUCUGCCGCCAUAUACUCCGCUGCUUUGGUGUGUUUGAUUGGAACUGCAUUGGUCCAUCAUUCGGCAUAUUUCAUCUUGUAUAAUUCGAUGCCCCCGCUUGUCGGUUCAGUCUUCUCAUUUGUCAUUUUGAGAAGUACCGUCCAAGACGACAACGACCCUGUCACUGGCACACAGACGUCAAGUUUUACAAGUGCGAACGUGAACGGGGGAGCUUGGGCUUUGCGACCUAUCUCGUCUCCUCUUCAAGUUCACAUCACCCACGAUGUAAUCAAAAGGAUGCCGGAGAACGACUCUUGGGACGCUGAACUCGGAGAUGAAUCCCCCGUUGAGCGGGUUCGGGAAAAUAUGGUACGAACCCUUCGCUGCACAGGUGACGAUUAA
Molecule: messenger RNA, 1080 nt
Organism: Marasmius oreades (fairy-ring Marasmius)
Lineage: Eukaryota; Fungi; Basidiomycota; Agaricomycetes; Agaricales; Marasmiaceae
Exons: 10
Coding region: 1-1080 (359 amino acids)
Source: RefSeq, a predicted model, not a curated record